Soboliphyme baturini is the source of this 1317-nucleotide messenger RNA. NCBI's taxonomy places the organism in Eukaryota, Metazoa, Nematoda, Enoplea, Dioctophymatida, Soboliphymatidae. The record is from the annotation of a GenBank genome assembly.
AUGUUUUUUCGGAGGAAGGUCCAGCUGCUUCUAAUGCAGUCCGAUGAAUCGCACGUCGCUUGCUUAGCGUUGUUCUAUUGUAUUAGUUCGAAGAACGUGACGAUGACUGCUACCCCAGGUUCGAAAGCUUGGUUGCUGCGAUGGCUUUCUCUUGUGCUGCUGGUGGUUCAAAACGCGUUACAAGCUUUGCUCAUCAGGUAUUCGAAAACCAGACCUAAUCGAGUUCCGUUCCUGAUGACAUCGAUCGUAUUCUUUUCUGAAUCCCUUAAGUUUGUCAUUUGCAUUGGUUUGGUCAUCCUGGAAAAUGGUAGUGUAUGGAGAGGGUUUGGCGAAGUGUACAGAGGAACCGUGGAAAACUUAAAGGAUACAACCAUCGUUGCCGGAUUAUCCGUUCUUUAUACGUUACAGAAUAUUUUAAUCAUCGUCUCUGCUUCCAAUCUUAAUCCUGCUGUGUUUCAGGUUUCGUAUCAAAUCAAAAUAUUUACUACGGCCAUAUUUUUCGUCAUGAUUCUGAAACGGAAGCUUUCCCGUUGCCAGUGGUUCGCUCUAUUUUUGUUGUUCGUUGGCAUUUCCAUGGUUCAGGUAAACGAGAAGCUGGACACUCAUCCGUCGCCUCCGGUAAACGUCACAAGCAACCAUGUGUCGGGUACUGUUGCAAAGAGCACCGAUAAUUACUUGUUAGCUUAUUUACAAGUGCUUGUUGUACUACUCAAUUCUGUUACCUGUCUAAGUUUGUUUAAGCUUUACCCUGUAUCAGCCGUCAUCAGUGCUCCUACCGCCAUGUCAGAACACAAGAAACUUAAUAGUUUUCCGCACUACACAGUCGUCAGCAUGGCGGUACCAGAUGCUUUCCAAUGCUUUGAACGGUCAUCACCCUGUUUUGCAGGCAUGGUAUCUGUGCUGGGAGCGACGAUGUUGUCCGGUUUUUCCGGUGUGUAUUUGGAGAAGAUGCUGAAGAGCAGCAACUUGAGUCUGUGGAUGCGAAACAUCCAGUUGUCAUUCACCGGGCUGCCUAUCAGUCUUAUAUCGAUGCUGAUCGAAGACUACGAACGUGUGCGAUUGAACGUGUUCCGCGACUACGACUUUCUAGUGUGGACGAUCGUCUUGUUUUUCGCCAUAGGAGGUCUCUUGGUGGCGGCCACCAUUAAAUUCGCCGACAACAUCCAAAAGGGUUUCGCCACCUCGAUAUCGAUCAUCAUCACUAGCUUCGCGGCGGUGUUCUUCUUCGAUUUCCGCCUCACCGCUUUGUUUUCUCUAGGUACUUUCUUCGUUUUAAGCGCCGUUUUCGUCUUUGCCAAGUUCCCUCCUAAAAGCUAA